Molecule: messenger RNA, 1278 nt
Organism: Paramecium tetraurelia
Lineage: Eukaryota; Ciliophora; Oligohymenophorea; Peniculida; Parameciidae
Exons: 2
Biological process (GO): cell adhesion
Molecular function (GO): carbohydrate binding
Source: RefSeq, a predicted model, not a curated record
AUGAUAUUUUUAAUUUCGCUCUCUCUAUUUCAUUUAUUAUUCGGACAGAUCACCUAUGAUGCUGGAUUAUAUACUGGAGAUAGUGCUUAUUGUUAAAAUGGAAACAUAGUAACUAAAACUAUUUCAUUUGUUGGAACAUUUGCAAACAUACCUUAAGUUAUAAUUAGUCUUGAAUAUCUUGAUAUGGGUUAAGGAGGAGAUUUUAGAGUUGAGACACAAAAUAUUAACCUGAAUAGUUUUGAUUUACAUAUUGUAUGUAUAUCAAGUGUUUACAUAUGGAAGCUUAAAUACUAGUGGUAUGCAAUCGAUGAUAGUCGAAUCGAAGUCAUAAAUAACUUUAACAUGGUGAAUAUAGAUAAUAAACAAUUCGAUCACUUGAAUCCAAAUGCAAAUUCUGCCAUAAUAUCUUUCGUCAGCAUAGGGUUCGUUGCAGAAAUUGAUUUCAAAUUAUCAGUAGCAAUAAUCUAAUUAUAUAGAUAACUGAAAUUACAACUACUAAAGUCACAGUUGGCAUCACAAAAGUAGAUCAAAAGUUUGUAAAUUUACACUAAAUCGGAUAUUAAGUUAUUUUGGGAGUUGAAGAAGCAUUCUCUGGUUUGUAAGAAAUCCACCGUACAACUACUUAUGAUAGUGGAACCCUUACUUAGAAACCAAAUAGAUGGUUAUUUAUAACUUACAAUGGACUGGAAGUUAGUUCAUACUUUAGACAAAGAUUUACGCGUACAUAAGUUUCCAAAUCCUACCUACUUGAGACAUGUACAUUAUAAUAUCUAAUAAGGGGGAGGAACAUUCAUUGCAAAUUAUCACCAAAGGGUUUGGCUAGCUUAUCAAUUUACAAAUGAAUUUAAAGCCUUUUUGUGCCUUACUUUAAGAAUAUCUUAAUCUCUUGACAUGGAGGUAUCAUAAAAACCUUAAAUAUAUGUUGAUAUCAGUGAAUUAAAUUAAUCACUUUAAUCAUCGUAAUAUUUAUUUCUUUAGAAAACAGUAAACCUUUUAAGUUUCAAAAUUUAUAUGAAAUGCAUCAAAACAAAGACAAUUGUUAGUCAAUUUCUGAAAUGUUAGAGUUGCUCAACCAAUCAAAAAUAUUAUUUAUUCUCACAUUAUUGUCAUGGAUAAAUUGAUGCUGUUACUUAUUUUCCAAAAUUUUAAUUGAUUGAGUCUUCUUAUAAAGAAUUAAAUUUAUACAUUUCACUCGACAGGAUAACAAUUACAUAAACCCUAUUUAAUUAGAUCAAAUCUACAGAAACACUAUUAGAUAUAAAAUUUAAAGUUGAUUGA